Messenger RNA from Diabrotica balteata, 1840 nucleotides. Lineage: Eukaryota; Metazoa; Arthropoda; Insecta; Coleoptera; Chrysomelidae. The record is from the annotation of a GenBank genome assembly.
GUUAGUCAGUUGUUACAUAUGACCAAUAUAGACGAUAUGAAUAACAUUAGGAAACUAAUAGAAAAAUUGUCAGUAAACCAUAUUGAAGAGCUUCAAAAUAAGUCAAAUUACAAAAAUGGAGAUUGUGAAUUUUCGAUCGGUAGUGAACAGUUAAAAGAUAUAUUAAAUAUUAUAAAAGAAAACAUAGAUCCCGCAAAUUUCAACGAUGUUAGUGGUGGAGUGGAAAUUUUGCUAAAAAAAUAUGACAGCUUGUACCAAACUAGUAAUCAAAGGUUAGUAUCGAUGGUUUUUAACCUUUUGUUAACAAUUUUUAUCAACACUACCCAAUUGGAAAGGCAAAAAUACUACCACAUAUUAUUAGAUACGUAUUACAAUAAUUUAAACAAUUUUACAACUAAAUGGGAUGGAUCCGAGAGGUUACCAACUAGAGAAGAGUUUGAAGCUCAAAUAAAAGACCUUGUACCAUACGUUAAGCUAGAUAUGGUAAGACAUUCUGAAGUACAAGGUAAGGUUAAAGUAUUAGAAUCUGUAAGUGAAUUAAUAGAAGUACUUCUUUAUCCACAAAUAUUUAGAGAAGAUUGCUACAAAAUUGUAACCAAAACUUUAGGAACUAGCGAAUAUAUGUUCAAUAAAUUUGAGGUUGCACACAGUGAAGGAAACCCAGGUUUAUUAGGAGAUUACUUUAAAAUUAAUAUAUUUUUUAAUUUUAAUAACAAAGAUAAAAUCAUUCGAUGUUUUGCAAAAUAUUUGCCAGUUACAAACGAAAUAACAAUAUUAGUUGCUAAAGCUAGUUUUAAGAAAGAAAUAUUUAUGUAUAGUACAUUUAUGCCAUUAGUCCUUUCUUUGGGUAUCAGAGAAAUUAAAGACGUUGCACCUCAGUGUUUUCUGACCAAAAACGAUGACUGUAUUGUCUUAGAAGAUUUAUCAUUUAGUAAAUAUGUUUUAAAACCUAUAGAAUUGCACGCCGAAUAUGAUUGGCUGGAAAUGGUUACUAAGCAACUAGCCAAAUUGCACGCCUCUUCGUGGGUGUACGAAGAAAAGAUGUCUGCAAAAUCUGGUAAAGAAAUACGGAUCAGUGAAUUAUUUAAGGAGAAUCUUAAAGAGUACGCAUUAAACGAACAUGAACCAGCAGGUCUUGCGCUAUUACAAGGGUGUAAAUUUAUGGUGUCCUAUAUCUUAGAACAGUUUCCAGAUGUGACCCAAGGUACGGAAUUAUCGGAAUUAAAGAAAAUGGUGAAAGAAGCUUUCAAAGAAAUGUACAAAAAUGUUGGUGAAUCAAAGAAGUUUAGGAAUGUUCUCUGCCAAGGAGAUAUUCAUGCCAAUAAUAUCUUAAUGAAAUUUAAUGAAGAUAAUAAGCCAGAAUCUUGUAAACUUAUAGAUUAUCAACUUUCUAGAUAUUGUUGUCCUGUUGUAGAACUUUUAGUUCAGUUAUAUCUGAAUACUAACAAACCAAAUCGAGAAAAAUAUAUGAAGAUUUUAUUAGAUGUUUAUCAUGCAGAAUUAAGUAGAAUACUUUCUCUAUAUGAUAUUGAUAUAAACGAAAUUUUAAAUUAUACUUCAUUCUUAGAAGCAGUUAACCAAUUUAGACUUACAGGAAUAUGUAUAGCGGCUACUUAUGCUCAAAUUUUAUUCAUUCCUAAACAUUUAUUGCAAGAGAUGAAUACAAGCCCAGAGAAAGCUGUGCAAUAUUAUACAGGAGAUAGAAAAGAAAGCCUGGAGCAAUUUAUGAAACACGAUUCAUUUAAAAAUAAAUUGAAGGAAAUGGUUCAAGAAAUGUGUAAUGAAAUAAAAAGAAGAAAUAGUUAAUGGAAUUGUAUUUUAUUUAUGUAGAAAAAAUGAA